UACAUCAAUGUAUCGGAUGUCACGGUAUCAGCCGUCGCUAAUCACUAAUUGAAAUGCUAUUUUUGUUUGCAAGUUUGAAUCUUCAUUCAUAAUACUAUCAUAUGGAGGCACUGUAUCAUGACACCAAUCUAAAGUUGGAGGAGGUGAAAACGUAUCUGUCCACCUAUGACAGGUGCAGCAAAGCUCACGAGGCACAGCUGGCCCAGGAGAUAGAUGAUAAGUUGCAGGUCAUCAACUCCAACUGCCAGAAAUUGGAGAACAAAGUAGGCCAUGAGCCACCUGCUAGACGAAUGAACGCAAGGAUGCGCGUGAACCAGUUGAAGUAUGACUAUGAUCACGUGACUCGAGCUCUGGGCAACAUCCACCUCAGGCGACAGGAGAGAGAACGGGAGGAGCGGGAGAGAGACGAGCUGCUACACAGGAAGUUCACCCCUAAUGACCAGGCCAUAGACAUCGGAGACUCACUCGACAUUAAUUCCAGACUACAGGUUACAAAUCGUGAGUUAGACGGAAUUCUUUCCACAGGCGGAUCUGCCCUGGAUCAUCUCAGAAGCCAGAGAACUAGCAUGAAAGAUAUCCAGCGAAAACUACUCGACUUCGCAAACACGCUAGGCCUCUCGACUACAGUAAUGAAAAUGAUCGAAAAACGAGGAUCACAAGAUAGGCUCAUUCUCAUCGGAGGAAUAAUAAUAACGUGUAUCAUUAUGUAUUUGACUCUCAGUUACGUCAGAUCUACGAAAGCAGGUACCUCAUGACGAAGAAAAUGAAGAGUAGUUCCUUGGAUAAUCACGGAGGAUAAAAUUUAAAUGUAUUGGGGGAAUAGCUUAUAUCAUUCAAGAACUGAUUGACAAUUUGCUUUAUUUGCAACUAUAUUUUUUCGUUUAACAAAUUGCAGUUCAUACAAUGCGAGAACAAAUAAUAUCAACAUCUAGAAAAGUUGGUUGUAGUAUUUAAUUCAUUUUGAGGUUCA
Messenger RNA from Symsagittifera roscoffensis, 970 nucleotides. RefSeq names its product Golgi SNAP receptor complex member 2-like. Gene Ontology annotation, biological process: vesicle fusion; vesicle-mediated transport. Bases 102 to 755 code for a protein of 217 amino acids. The record is from RefSeq and is a predicted model, not a curated record. The transcript has 3 exons. Gene Ontology annotation, cellular component: ER to Golgi transport vesicle membrane; SNARE complex; Golgi apparatus. Gene Ontology annotation, molecular function: SNAP receptor activity; SNARE binding. NCBI's taxonomy places the organism in Eukaryota, Metazoa, Xenacoelomorpha, Acoela, Convolutidae.